AGUAUUGACAUUAACAUUAUCCACAUGGUAGGCAUAGCGUCUUGCGAGUUCCAUCUGUGAGCAAUGGCGCUUCUUAACGUCUCCAUGUGUUCCAAAUUCUCUGCAAAGCCUCUCCUCUUGCGUCCUCAUCCCUCCAUUUCCGCCUCUCGUUCGCCUCUGGCACUUCCACUGAAGCGACAACCCGAAGCUUCUCAAAAACUUGCACUCUCAUUGACAGAAUCUGUGUCUACGGCAAGCUUGGUUGCUCUCUUUUCUGUUUCGUUAUUCUUCGCUGAUCCCGCACUCGCCUUCAAGGGUGGAGGACCAUAUGGGCAAGAGGUGACAAGGGGACAAGACCUUACUGGGAAGGAUUUCAGUGGCAAGACUCUGAUCAAGCAAGAUUUCAAAACGUCUAUAUUGCGACAAGCCAAUUUUAAAGGUGCGAAGUUGUUAGGUGCUAGCUUCUUUGAUGCUGAUUUAACGGGUGCCGAUCUUUCAGAUGCUGAUCUUAGAGGUGCUGACUUCUCUCUUGCAAAUGUGACAAAGGCAAAUUUGAGCAAUGCUAACUUGGAAGGUGCCCUUGCAACAGGAAACACGUCUUUCAAGGGGACAAAUAUAACUGGCGCUGACUUCACAGAUGUGCCAUUAAGGGACGAUCAAAGAGAAUACCUGUGCAAAGUUGCAGAUGGGGUGAACCCAACUACUGGAAAUUCGACGCGUGAAACAUUGCUCUGCAAUUAGGCAUUCCAUUUGCUUAGGAUAUCGUUAUGUUGAAUCAGAGGCCAUUUAUGGCUGAAGUUUUUGAAUUAUUGCCACAAUUCUCUCUGCUUUAUUCUAAGAAAAGGAAAUGUCUUGUUUCA
This is a messenger RNA of Prosopis cineraria, 839 nucleotides long. RefSeq names its product thylakoid lumenal 15 kDa protein 1, chloroplastic. Lineage: Eukaryota; Viridiplantae; Streptophyta; Magnoliopsida; Fabales; Fabaceae. The transcript is spliced from 8 exons. Gene Ontology annotation, cellular component: chloroplast thylakoid. The record is from RefSeq and is a predicted model, not a curated record. Bases 64 to 720 code for a protein of 218 amino acids.